This is a messenger RNA of Haliotis rufescens (red abalone), 701 nucleotides long. Its product is annotated as perlucin-like. The transcript is spliced from 5 exons. Gene Ontology annotation, cellular component: external side of plasma membrane. Lineage: Eukaryota; Metazoa; Mollusca; Gastropoda; Lepetellida; Haliotidae. The coding region runs from base 78 to 572 and encodes 164 amino acids. Gene Ontology annotation, biological process: biological process involved in interspecies interaction between organisms. The record is from RefSeq and is a predicted model, not a curated record. Gene Ontology annotation, molecular function: carbohydrate binding.
UCCCGCAUGUGCCGGGUAUAUAAACAGCAGAGACCCGCGUCUCCACAUUGCCGGUUCCCGACUUGUGAUCAUCCAACAUGAAGACUGCCGUGAUUCUCUGCACUCUGUUCAGCCUCGGUCUCUGCGACUCCCUCGUCCGGCAGUGUCGCCAGGACUGGGAGCUGGGUAAUGGCGAGAAGUCCUGCUACAAAGUCGUCAAGCUGCAGACGUCUUGGGCCCAGGCCUACAUGUGGUGCACGGUGCUGAGGUCUCACCUGGCCGACAUCACCAGCCAGUUUGAACAGGACUCCGUGGCCGACAUCCUCAAGACGAAGUACAGUGAUUACUACGAGCAGUUCUGGAUUGACCUGAGCGAUAUGUCAACUGAGGGUGACUGGCGUCUGAUGACCUUCAACCAAAACACGACCUUCACCCCCUGGAUCCAAGGUCAGCCCAACAACUACGACCAGGCUGAGAACUGCGCCCACAUCAACGCCAAACCUGAGAGGAACUUCAUGUGGAACGACCACAACUGUCAGGCUCAGCUCAACUUCAUCUGCGAGGCUUACCCCGAGGAGGUCUACGUGGACUAGACGUCACAUGAGCUGACCGUGUGUCAAGGAGUUGGUGUCAACGAUACAAUAAUUCAUUAUGUCUUUUCCUGUAUUUAAUAUAUACAUGUGUGUUGUCUUGUGUAAAUAAACUGCCCUUAUGAAACCUGA